AACUGGAGAAUGUAAGUGAAUUCAAUUAUCCUUUCUGAGAAUAUUCAUCGGCAGUGAUUAAUUAACAUUAUGACAUUACACUGUUAUAGCCUUGAAGUCCCUGUUGAAAGUAGCAAGCACCGACGUAAUGCUAAAAUAAACCCAAUUAUUGACAAAGUCUUGGAAGCAAAACGUGUAGAUGGUCUUGCCCGUCUCUGGCAAAGUCAUGAAGAAGUGUUCAUUUAUGAACAGACAGGACCGCCAGAUUUCGAUGAUGUUACUCAACUUUUCAUCCAUGAUUACAAGUUAGUUCGGACCAUGAGGGAUGUACUCAAUCAGAGAAUUAUUCUUCAUCUUAGAGAUGGAAUAUCGGAUCAUAAAGAUCUAGCAAGCUUUGGUGCAUUUGGCCAUCGCACCGAGGUAUCUUUAUUUUGGUGUACAAUGCACCAAAAAUCAUAUUGUCUUCAGGAAUACGGAAGUUUUCAAAUUCCUGCAAUUUGGCAGGAUCUUCCUGUACUAGCCGAAGCAAUUAUAACCUGCCUAAAAUUUUUUUCCUUUAUGAAAGAAAAUGUCGAAAAGGUCAAGUUAUAUACUGACCAAAAAAAUAAGUUAUUUGCCAAGCGGAAAGUUCAUAUAGUAAAGGAGAAUCCACCAACGCCAAAUCGGCCUAAAAAGCAAAAGUGAGAGUCGUUAAAAGCUGUCUAAAAUUGAGCGACUUAAAUUCUAAAUA
Molecule: messenger RNA, 709 nt
Organism: Rhizophagus irregularis DAOM 181602=DAOM 197198
Lineage: Eukaryota; Fungi; Glomeromycota; Glomeromycetes; Glomerales; Glomeraceae
Source: RefSeq, a predicted model, not a curated record